AUGACUCUGCUUUCCCAUGGAGCUGAAAGGCAGGCAAGUGCCUUUAAAAAGUCCGCCUUGUCAGUUGAACCAGUUCACAAGAUGGAUUGCCAACAGUAUCAAAGUCCGUUAAAGAAGGUGUGCAUGCCUGUUGUGAGACAUCCUGAGAACAGACAUGGCUUUGCCAGCUUUGAAGAGAAAAACAGUAAUUCUUUCCUUAAAUUGAAUCCAUUCACCCCUCCAGUAGGGCCAAAUUACACUUUACUGCCACACCGGGAUAACGUGCCUUUAGUAAAUCCCUGCUCAGGUUUUGUGAGUCCCGGAGCAGAUGCUGACCUGCAGCCCAAUGUUGGAAGCGCUAUUGAAUCCCUGGUAGACUACAGUGGUGUGAAACCUCACCAGUGGGUCCCCAUCACAGGAAAGAGAUGCCAGCCUGCCCACAGGAGGCAGAUGAUCUUCCUGGAGAAAACUAGCCAGGACAGAAGGUAGAACUCCAGGGCUCUGUCAGCUGCUUCUGUCAGGGCACGACUCAGAGGACAGAAGCCCUUUCUUUCAGGUUGGAGAAGUCCAGUGAAAGUUGCUGAUCUACCUGACCAAAACCAUAUCUUUGCAUUUUGUAUGGAUCCCAAUCUCAAGGAAUCAAGUGAUCAUUCUGCAAGGUGGAGAGAAGAAAAAGCAAGAGACUUAUUUCUGCAAGUCAAAUACUGAAAAGCUUAUGAAGAAGUUCCCUGGGAUAAUAUGUUAGCUUCCAAAGUCCAGCCUCCAGAAUCGACAGUGGAAGUGUUGGCUGAUCGUUCCCAGAGUUUUGCAAAAAGGAGAUACAAUCCUGAACCUGAAAUAAGGCAAGACAGUGAAUGAUUUAUUGUUGUUGGAGCCUUCUGGGACAGAUUUCAAACAAGGUCUUUUACCUCUCCACAGAGACCUGUUGAUUUUGUAAGCCGAAGCUCUCGAACCUGUCGUAGCCCUUUGUAUAUUGGCUGUGUUGGUGCAGUAAAUUUUGAAGACAUUGACAAUGCCAAUGUAGACUUAAUCCCACUUAACUAUGUGCAAACUUCAAAGCCUUGCUACACAAACACUGCACACACUCCAAAUAUCCCUGGACACACUGGCAAGGUUCAUUGGUCAGCAACUCACCCGGCAAAUUCUAAUCUUCCAUCAACAACCCCAUCAAUAAUUGCACAAAUGCAUGGUGAGCACCACUGCGAAGAGCCUGGCUCCCUCUUCUUCCUUCCCAUCAAGUAUUUAGACAUUGAACUUUUCUGUUGUAUUUUUGUAUUUAAUGAUCAUCACCUGCCUGGUAAUGGCCUGAAGCAGCAUGAAUGUGGCAUGCUGUCCGUUUUGAGAACGCAGGCUGGUUCACCGUGCCCUCUGGACUGGAGCGUAAGGUCUGGAUUUCAGCGACUGCCUCUGCCACCGAUUUUCAGUAAGUUCCUCAAGUUCCGAUCCGGCGGCGCUAAACGCAAAGCGCUUGAGAGGCGCGGGAGACGUUUCGCAGGGGGUGCGAGUGACCGGGCUGAGAGAGAGGAGGGUGAUCUGACCCCCUUCACCUCGCCUCGGAGGCGUUACAGGUGGAUGUCUGCAGCCCGCGGCGUGCGACAUCCAGCCGCAUCGCCGCGUCCGGGGCGCUGCCCGCCGUGCCGAGACACCUCGAAGUCCCGGCCCCGGGAGCGCCCGGCGGGGCGGCGCGGAGCCCGGCCCCUCUCCCGCGCCUCCGGCUCGGCGCAGCCCGGUGAAACACCUCGCCAGGGGAGGGAAGCGGUGCAAGCGUUGCCCCCCGCGCAGGAGCGGGUGCGGACCGACCGGUCUGUUUUCGCCUCCUCCAGUCAGCUCCGGCGCUUCGGGUCCUUCAAAGCCCGAGUUCAAAUUGCUUGCGCCUGUCGUUUGCAGAGGGGAGGCAGGUAUGGAGGUUGUAAAAGCCGUUAG
Messenger RNA from Haliaeetus leucocephalus (bald eagle), 1902 nucleotides. It is a transcript of the gene SPMIP7, whose product is annotated as chromosome unknown open reading frame, human C7orf72. The record is from RefSeq and is a predicted model, not a curated record. Lineage: Eukaryota; Metazoa; Chordata; Aves; Accipitriformes; Accipitridae.